UGGCGGCGUGUGUGGGAGGGAAAGUGGCUUUGAGCUGUCACAAGUCAUAAGUAGGUACCGACCUAUUUCUCGUCAUAAAAAGCCUUACAUUUUUACAUUCUCCCAUCUGCAAGCGCAUUCAAACCCUUGGUUUCUGGAAAUAAUUUCUCUCUUCAUCAUAGAAACCCUACGCCUUUGUUUUCAGAGAUAAAAAUGGAUAGAGAGGAGGGUUCUGAAAAAGAUAUAGGCGGCAGUGAAAAGUGUGUUUGGAACGCUGAAGAUGAAGUAGCGUUUGUGAGGGCGAUUGAGGAGUGCAGUGAAAAAGGUAAGCCCCUACCCACAUAUGCUUUUCUAUGCAAUCAUGCCAAAAAUGUAUUGGGUAGCAAAUACAGUUAUACACAGUUAUACAACAAGCUAAAGAGGCUGAAAAGAAAGUUCAAAGAUGGACUGGUAAAAAUGGAGAAGCCUAGCUUUAGUUUCGGGUCUCCACACGAAGAGAUGCUUUUCAGACUGUUUAGAAAGAUUUGGGGUGAAGAGGUGGAAGGAAUUGAGGAGAAUGAGGGUGAGAAAAAUAAUGACCCAAAUAUAGAGGAGGAGAAUGAGGGUGAGAAAAAUAAUGACCCAAAUAUAGAGGAGGAGAAUGAGGGUGAGAAAAAUAAUAACCCAAAUAUAGAGGAGGAGAAUGAGUUGGAUCUGAUGAACAAGGGCGAUCAAAAUGUUGGAAAGGAUUCGGCUGCGCACGCGGAAGAUAUGAUGUUGUAUGCGUCCAAUGCGGAGUUAAACAGAAAAAAAAUAAAGGUAUCUGCUUCCUCCGACCUUAUCGACUUUAUCAGGGACGUAAUUAUAGAAAAUAUGGAUUCUCUCAAGGAAUAUAGUAAGGGAUUGUUAGAAGAGAACAAGCUUGCCUUGAGCAAGCUUGAAGAUGAGUUGCUCGCAGGUAAUGAGAACGAGUAGGGUUAAAACACUCACCCUACUGUUUAGGCAAUCUUGAAUUAUAUUAAAUGGGUGGAAGUAUGCUUUUUUCUCGAAUUUGUUUGAAAUGGAUUUAGAUGGAUGGGAUGGAUUAUAUGGUUUGAAUGAUUUUUAAGGUUACAUUUUAAUCUAUAUUCAACCAUGUUGGCCUGUGCUAUGGUUUUUUUAAAUUGAUUUUCUUCGUUUGGGUUGGUCAUGAAAAAGGUCGUUCUUUCUAUUUAAAAGACUUGAGGUCACGUGUUAAUGUGG
Molecule: messenger RNA, 1200 nt
Organism: Cryptomeria japonica (Japanese cedar)
Lineage: Eukaryota; Viridiplantae; Streptophyta; Pinopsida; Cupressales; Cupressaceae
Product: probable transcription factor At3g04930
Exons: 1
Coding region: 193-933 (246 amino acids)
Biological process (GO): regulation of DNA-templated transcription
Cellular component (GO): nucleus
Source: RefSeq, a predicted model, not a curated record